UGGCCCGCUGCGCCUGUGCAGUUGACGCUGCCUGGGGCGGUCUGACGGGCCGCGGCGGUGGCCGGCGGAGGUGGUUCCCGCUGCGUCUGGGUCGCUGUGGUCCCCCGAGUUCUUUCUCUCCAUGGUACGCCUGUGAGGCGAGCUGCCGGCAGACGUCACCUCGGGAUGGAGCACAUCCGUACCACCAAGGUUGAGCAAGUGAAAUUACUUGACCGAUUCAGUACCAGCAACAAGGCAUUAACAGGAACACUGUAUCUUACGGCCACACAUCUGUUGUUUAUAGACUCUCAUCAGAAAGAAACCUGGAUAUUGCACCACCAUAUUGCCUCAGUAGAGAAACUGGCUUUGACUACUUCUGGAUGCCCACUUGUGAUUCAGUGCAAGAACUUCAGGAUUGUGCAUUUCAUUGUUCCCAGAGAAAGAGAUUGCCAUGAUAUUUACAACUCUUUGCUACAACUGUCAAAACAAGCAAAAUAUGAAGAUCUCUAUGCAUUCUCUUAUAAUCCCAAACAAAAUGAUUCAGAACGACUACGAGGUUGGCAGCUCAUUGACCUUGCUGAGGAAUAUAAGAGGAUGGGAGUGCCAAAUUCAAAUUGGCAGUUGUCUGACGCCAACCGAGAAUACAAGAUUUGUGAAACUUAUCCCAGAGAACUUUAUGUUCCCCGAAUAGCAAGCAAACCAAUAAUUGUUGGUAGUUCCAAGUUCCGGAGCAAGGGGAGGUUCCCAGUUCUCUCCUACUAUCAUCGAGAGAAAGAGGCUGCCGUUUGUCGAUGUAGUCAACCACUGUCAGGAUUCAGUGCCAGGUGCCUGGAGGAUGAACAUUUGCUUCAAGCCAUUAGUAAAGCCAAUCCAGUCAAUCGCUAUAUGUAUGUCAUGGACACCAGGCCCAAACUGAAUGCAAUGGCCAACAGAGCAGCUGGAAAAGGUUAUGAAAAUGAAGAUAACUAUUCUAAUAUUAGAUUUCAGUUUGUUGGAAUUGAGAAUAUUCAUGUCAUGCGCUCCAGCCUUCAGAAAUUAUUGGAAGUCAAUGGUACCAAAGGGCUUUCUGUCAAUGAUUUCUACUCUGGUUUGGAGAGCUCAGGAUGGCUUCGCCAUAUCAAAGCUGUUAUGGAUGCUGCAAUCUUCUUAACCAAAGCAAUAAUGAUUGAAAAUGCAAGUGUGUUGGUACAUUGUUCUGAUGGCUGGGAUAGGACUUCCCAAGUGUGUUCCCUUGGCUCGCUUUUAUUGGAUUCCUUCUAUAGGACAAUCAGAGGAUUCAUGGUUUUAAUUGAAAAGGAUUGGAUCUCCUUUGGACAUAAAUUUUCAGAGAGGUGUGGCCAUUUGGAUAGUGACCCAAAGGAAGUCUCGCCGGUGUUUACCCAGUUCUUGGAGUGUGUGUGGCAUUUGACUGAACAGUUUCCACAAGCGUUUGAGUUCAAUGAAGCAUUUCUUCUUCAGAUCCAUGAACAUAUUUAUUCAUGUCAAUUUGGAAACUUCCUUGGAAAUUGUCAGAAGGAAAGAGAAGAACUCAAGUUAAAGGAGAAGACUUACUCCCUGUGGCCGUUUCUUUUGGAUGACCAAAAGAAGUACUUAAAUCCUCUGUACAGUCCCAAAUCUCAGGCAGUUGCGGUUUUGGAGCCAAAUACAGUCUCUUUCAAUUUUAAGUUUUGGAGAAACAUGUACCACCAAUUUGAUCGAACAUUGCAUCCUAGGCAGUCUGUGUUUAAUAUAAUUAUGAAUAUGAAUGAGCAGAAUAAACAGUUAGAGAAUGAUAUUAAAGACUUAGAAUCUAAAAUUAAACAACAUAAAAAUAAGCAAACAGAUGGAGUUCUCACCAAGGAAUUAUUACAUUCAGUUCGUCCUGAAUCGCCUACCCUCAAAACUUCCUUGUGUUUUAAGGAGCAAACUCUGCUACCUGUGAAUGAUGCUCUUCGAACUAUAGAGGGCAGCAACCCAGCAGAUAAUCGGUACAGUGAAUAUGCUGAAGAGUUUUCCAAAUCGGAACCCGCUGUGGUCAGCUUAGAGUAUGGCGUGGCAAGAAUGACUUGUUAGACUCAUAGGGUAUUUUCUGGACUGACUGUAGUGCAACAAAUGGAUUGUUGUGAGGAUGAUCUGUGCGCGUGACCAAAGGGAAUUUGUUUAAAAAUAAUCUUAGAGUUUAACAGUAGGCUGAUAGUUGAAGGAUAAUAACUGCUCUUGUGAGAGAAAUAAGUCAGUUUAAUUGCAUUUCUAACAAAGAAUGACUUCCAGUUCUUUAAGAAAUGAGUGGUAUUGGCAAAUUAAUUCAAAACGCAAUUUGUACUGUAUACAAGUGAAUUGACAUUUCUGUAUGAUUUGUUAAUUACAGCCAAACAUGAAUAGCCUUCUUUAAGUUUAAUUGCCAGAAAACGAAACUUGACAAAGUGGUCCCUUACUUAACAGUUAACAUGGCAUGUACUUUUGAAUAUGUAACUAUGUAACUAGGAAUAUUUACAUAUUUUGCCUAUUAGUGAUAUUUAAUAUUGAAGUGCCAUGAAAAAUAUUUCUAAGAAAGCCUUAAAAUCUCAGUUUAUUCUUUACUCUUAAGUCUUAUAGCCUAGAGUGAGGUUUUUUGUUGUUUUUCUUUUGGUUUGCCUUGUUUUGUAAGAAAUUGCGCUCUCAUUACUGUGGGAGUUGCAUGCUACAAUACUUCUGUAUAAACAGUUGUAGAAAUAUACUGUUAAGUUCAUGUUUAGCUGGUCCCACUUCCAUAUUCAAAAUUAUUGAAACUGAAGGUUUUAUUCAGAUUACAAUUUGUUGAGUGCUACAUUUGAUGACUUAUUAUUUACAACUUUGACAGAUUAUUGAUUUCUUAAAUAUGUACGAGCACAUUUGACUGUCUUUUAUGUAUAAAUUACUGCAUUCUAUUGGUUCUUGUUUUGUGGUGGGUUUCACUCCUUUGAUAACUAUGUGAGUUUAAAAAGCUAAAACUCUAAAACUCUUCUUAGAAACAACGAAUAGUACAUAUCUGUAUAUUUUUAAACUGUUUUAUCUCUCAGUGAGUUGCUCUUCCUGGAAUAAACUUUCAGUUUACCCCGAAAUUUGGGGGCCAAAAAAAGGAAGUACAAAUAGUUUAGGGUUUGCUUGGUCGCAUGAAUUUUAAAGCAGUCGUUUCUGUGUGGAACAUUUUUUCCUUCUCUGUUAACAUAGAAAAAAAAGGAAACUUAAGGAUAACCUAGUACAAAGUUAAUGUUUAAUGGAAACAACUUAAAUGCUAGGAAAAGUUUCAUUUUGCCAUAUUAUGUUACCUGUUUAUUCUGCGUACUGGUACAUAUCUUUCACACUCACACAGAAUCACUUGCAAUUGGCAGUAUCACCCAGCUGGUUUUAAAACUGAAAAUUUAAGUAACAUGGGUGGCAUGAGGUAUGAUUCAGGGUACUAGGAAGUCCACAUAGGGUCCUUCAUGCUUCUCUUUAUUAUACCCACAACUAUCAUAUUAGUUUUGAACAUAAAUACCUUUUUCAAGUGGAACAAAAGCCUUAUUGUAUGAGAGCUUAUCUAAUCCUGUUUAUUUUUCCACUGCUUUUCUGUAAUGCAUAUUGUGUAAUAAGAAAAAUACUCUUUUUAAAAUAGUAACAAAUGCACUAUAAAAUACAGUUUGUGAUUUAGCCAAGCCUGUCUCCAUAUUUAAGCACUGGGACGGGAAUCUUAAUAUUUGUGACCACAAAGGGAAGCUUUUGUGCCUUGUUACUUGGUUUGAGUUAUUGAUUGUGGUUUUAGAAUCUUCCAUGGCAGACUUCUUAUAUUCAACUCUUUGGUUUAUUUUCUUAAUCUUCAACUUGAGGCAUAUAUAUGUGUGUUUAUGUGCUCACAUAUGGCCUGAGAAAUCAGUUAAUAUCCUAAGUGACCUACAGGGUAUUUGUUGGCAAAAAGCAGAUUGUGUAUAUGUCUUAUAAAAUUGAAUUUACGUUCAAUGUGUUUGAGAAUGUAUAGCAUGUAAAUUAUUACAUAUAUUAUUUAAAAGUAAUUAAAUGUUCAUGUUUUA
Molecule: messenger RNA, 3983 nt
Organism: Equus quagga
Lineage: Eukaryota; Metazoa; Chordata; Mammalia; Perissodactyla; Equidae
Gene: MTMR6
Product: myotubularin related protein 6
Exons: 14
Coding region: 166-2031 (621 amino acids)
Biological process (GO): dephosphorylation
Cellular component (GO): nuclear envelope
Molecular function (GO): phosphatidylinositol-3,5-bisphosphate phosphatase activity
Source: RefSeq, a predicted model, not a curated record